UAAUUAUGCUGUCUGCAAUAAUACCUAAAUUUCGAUAUUAUUAAAGAUUAAAACAACAUAUGGUAAUAUUGUUAGUUAACUUAAUUAGGAAAUAAAUCAGAAUAUCCGAAAAGAAAAUGUUGAUAUUUAGAGAACUUUUCAUAAAUAUUAAAAACCAUUAUGGGCAAAAAUGAAAUAAAAAGUAGAAGAUAAUAAAAACAGAAUAUAUUUAUUUUGCGGAUUGAUAUUUUUGUGUUAAUUAAAAUUUGCAUAUGAAAGUAGAUAAAUUUUUUAAAGGGUUUUAGUUUAUUUAGCACGUAUUCCUUAUAGAAGAAUAUUAUUUAACAAAGUCAAAUCAUUUUGUUUAGGAUUAGAAAGUGUAUAUCCUAGACCAAUAGUAGAAUAGGUUUUCAAGAAUGAAGUAUAAAAUGUAUUGAUAAAUGAGUUACCAUAAGAAUUAAUGUCAAAAUUUAUACAAUUAGAUAAUUAAUUACCAAUGGGAGUGACUAAGAAAUUUAUUAUACGUUGUCUAACAGAAUGUUAAGUAUCAUUAAGUAAAGAAUAGAAAAGAGAAUUCUAUUAAAAACAUGGAUUUUUUUAUGGAGUAAAUAGUAUAUAAAUAUAGAUAUAUUCUAAAAAUAGUGGAAUAAAUUUAAAAGAGCUAAAUAGUAUUUUAAAAGUUUAAAAUGUUGAUCCAAAAAGAUUAAUAGAUGUAUUUGAUACAUUAAGAGAUUAGGUAAUUUGAAAUGGUCAUCAUAUUAAUUUUUAGGAAAUACAAUAUUAGAAUAAAGCUUUAGAGAAGAUGAAUUAAAAGUAACCAUAAUAUAGUUGUAAUACUGCAGAUGCAAUUACAAGAAGAAUAUAACCUUAUUAUGAUAAAAUAUGAAUGUGUUAUU
Molecule: messenger RNA, 875 nt
Organism: Paramecium sonneborni
Lineage: Eukaryota; Ciliophora; Oligohymenophorea; Peniculida; Parameciidae
Source: the annotation of a GenBank genome assembly